AUGUCUCUUCCUGAUAAAGUAUUAAUGCGAAAAAUCAAGACUAGAGAAAAACAGAAAUUCAAGUUUAUCCAGCUGAAGGAGGCCCAGAUGAAAGCAGACAAACAGGAAAACGAACAAGAAGCCCUAAAUGGCCCUAUUGAGAACAAAAAGGGCGUAAAACGUUCACAGGAAAACGAAGAAGGAAGCCCUAAAAAAAAGAAAAACAAGAAAAAGAAAGAUUUAACUUUAGGAGAUGAUGAAAUAUCAACUGAAGAAUCAACUAGUAAAGGAAAAAAGAAGACAAAAAAAGACACUGAGGAGGACACCAAUGAAAUCAUAAACAAUUUAGACGCACAACUGCCAGGCUCUAAAUCAGGCUUGGAAAUCCUCAGCGACCGUAAAUUCGAAUCCCUCAAAGAAGUAGUAUGUGAAAACACCCUAAAAGCCAUCACUGACAUGGGUUUUAGUACCUUGACAGAAAUCCAAGCCAGAAGUAUCCCUCCCUUGCUCGAAGGCCGAGAUUUGGUGGGUGCUGCUAAAACAGGCUCAGGCAAAACAUUAGCUUUCCUUAUACCAGCAGUUGAACUAAUUUACAAGCUGAAAUUCAUGCCUAGAAACGGUACAGGAGUUAUAAUCAUAUCCCCAACUAGAGAAUUAUCCAUGCAAACUUUUGGAGUUUUAAAAGAACUAAUGAAAUACCAUCAUCACACUUAUGGGUUGAUUAUGGGCGGUGCCAGUAGGCAAACUGAAGCUCAAAAACUUUCCAAAGGGAUUAAUAUUUUGGUGGCAACUCCUGGACGGUUAUUGGAUCACUUGCAAAAUACUCCAAACUUUCUAUACAAAAACUUGCAGUGUCUGAUUAUAGAUGAGGCAGAUAGAAUUUUGGAUAUCGGUUUUGAAGAAGAAAUGAAACAAAUUAUAAAUUUGUUACCUAAACGAAGACAAACUAUGUUCUUUAGUGCAACUCAAAGCAAAAAAACUCAAGCCUUGACUUCUUUGGCUUUGAAAAAAGAGCCUGUUUAUGUGGGGGUUGAUGACAGUAAAUUAGAAGCCACAGUGUCAGGGUUGGAACAAGGUUAUCUUGUUUGUCCUUCUGAAAAAAGAUUGCUGGUACUUUUUACGUUUUUGAAAAAGAAUCGCAAGAAGAAGAUUAUGGUGUUUUUUAGCUCUUGCAUGUCUGUCAAAUACCAUCACGAGUUAUUCAAUUAUAUUGAUUUACCUGUAAUGUGUAUUCAUGGCAAACAAAAACAAACUAAACGUACUACAACAUUUUUCCAAUUUUGCAACGCUGAAACUGGUACUUUGCUUUGUACUGAUGUAGCUGCUAGAGGUUUGGAUAUUCCAGCUGUUGAUUGGAUUAUACAGUUUGAUCCUCCAGAUGAUCCUAAAGAGUAUAUUCAUAGAGUAGGAAGAACUGCAAGAGGAGAAGGUAGUAGUGGCCAUGCAUUACUAAUAUUGCGCCCUGAAGAAUUAGGCUUUCUUUGGUUUUUAAAACAAGCAAAAGUACCUUUAAAUGAAUUCGAAUUUAGUUGGACAAAAAUAGCAGACAUUCAGCUGCAACUUGAAAAGCUUAUUGGCAAAAAUUACUAUUUAAAUAUGUCUGCAAAGGAUGCAUUCAAGUCUUACAUAAGAGCUUACGAUUCUAGUAGCUUGAAGAAUAUUUUUGAUAUUUCCACAUUGGAUUUGGCCAAGGUUGCACAAUCAUUUGGCUUCAGAACACCUCCGGCUGUUGAUUUGAAUAUGUCUGCAAAAAAAGGUGAAAGGCCUGAAAAGAAACGCAAAGGCGGUGGCGGUUUUGGUCAUUUCAAGAACCUAAAUUCCAUGGGCGAUAGGGAUUUUAAGAAAAAUACUGUUUACAGGCAACCUAGGAACAAGGGAAUGUCUGAUAGAAGACAAUUUACACGAUAA
Ceutorhynchus assimilis (cabbage seed weevil) is the source of this 1887-nucleotide messenger RNA. The record is from the annotation of a GenBank genome assembly. NCBI's taxonomy places the organism in Eukaryota, Metazoa, Arthropoda, Insecta, Coleoptera, Curculionidae.